This is a messenger RNA of Schistosoma bovis, 5295 nucleotides long. The record is from the annotation of a GenBank genome assembly. Lineage: Eukaryota; Metazoa; Platyhelminthes; Trematoda; Strigeidida; Schistosomatidae.
AUGCACUACUUUGUUGGAUGGCCUUCGGUUCUUGAGUCGUAUUGUAAGUUGGGCGAAGUCUUUGCAGUGUGUUCAUCUGAAGAUGGGGAAACAUCCAUUGUUUGCACUAGUUCAGACGUCGUCGUUUUCCAUCUUAAGUUCUUGUGUGCCAUAGCACAUUUUUCUCGUUCGAAUUUGUGCUUGACUGAAAAUGGGCUCACAUCGUCUGCUGUUUUAAAGUGGGACUCUUCCAAAAUACUGCUAUGCACUGAUAAGGGUAUCGUGCUCAUAUAUUCUGUCGAGAACCUACAGUCCGUCUGCGAGUCACUGGAUCCAGACAGCGUUCCUGAUCCAUCCAUAGAAAUAUUGUUCUUGAAGUCUAUUCGAGUUGCUGAAUGUAAAUGCAGUGUGUUUUCAUUAGGUGAAACUGUUAUUGUUGCUACUGAGAAAGGGGGUUUGAUCAAAUUGCGGUGGGAUGGUUCGUAUUAUGGUGAAUCUAUAAACCUUAGAUCAAUAAACUUACCGCGAGACAUCAAAAGCUUCAGUGAUAAAAACUCAGAAGAACAAGUUUAUUGCAAAACUGUAGAAUGGGCUCCUACGUUUGGCGGCGCUUUCGCUCUAUUUUCUUCUGGUCAUAUAGCUUUGUUUGUAUCACUUGGUGCUGUUGCAAAUCAAACGGAUAUUGAAGUAAUCUUGGUCGAAAACGUCGGUCAUCCAACAUGUACGGCUGUAAAUAAUCGCUUUCGGACACUAGCUGUUGGAACCGAAAGCAACGAAGUUUUGUUGUACAAGAUGGAUGAAACUUCUGGUGUUCUUAAAAUUAAAAAUACUCUUCGUAUAUCUGGUCGGGAAUCAUCUUAUACUACCGAGGAAGUAGGUCCUGUUUCAGAGAUUUCUUGGUCACCGGAUGGAUACACUUUGGCUGUUGUUUGGUUACGUUCGGGUUGGUCGUUGUGGUCAGUUUUUGGUGCAUUAUUAUACACCAGCUUAAGUGAGCAUCUUAGUCAAUUUGGUAAAAUAAAUGUUUCAAACCUCUCCUGGGCUCAUCAUGGUUAUAAUAUAGUCGGUUUGUUAACCUUAAGCAACGUGACAGAGAUUUCCGGGGUCGCAAACACUGACUCCUUUGUUUCAGAAAAGGUCUCCACCAAAGAUACUACAAAAGUAGAGAAGUCACAAUUUAUUUCCGAUGGUCUGGGCUGUCCUUCACAAAACUCUUCAUACCUGGUUGUCUUCCAUCUGGCUAGGUCUUCAAUAACAGCUAACCCAACAUCAGAUAACCAUUUGCAUAUCGUUCUUCAAACUACUGACCGAAUAAUUGUGACGAACAAGGAUCUAUUGACCUCUAGAAUGCAAACCGAGAGUUUAUUAAUCCCAAAACAAUAUAUCAACUCUAAUUGGCCAGUUCGGUAUGUUGCUGUUUCUACAGAUGGUAAAAAAAUAGCCGUUUCAGGUCGCAAUGGAUUUAUUCAUUAUAACACUGAUUCACAACGUUGGCAUGUUUUCGGCAAUAUAAAGCAGGAAAACUCCUUACACGUCUUUGGAGGUAUGGCAUGGUGGAAACAAUAUAUUUGUCUCACCUGUUUUACAGAAAAUUAUGGUACUAGUGAGGUUCGUGUCUACUCGUCGGACCAUAAACUUGACAAUCAAUUUAGCUCCAUCUGUGAUCUUCCAUCCCUUACAUUACCCGUCAUUGUAGACAAUUUCGAAAAUCUGUUUCUUGUACUUACCAACGAUGGAUGUCUGCAAAUCUUUGGUUUAUCAGAGUCUGUAUCCAGUAAAAGCACUGUCGCCGUAUCUCCUUUCAAGGCUGUAAAUUUAACAGAUAUUGUCAUAUUUCCAGCAUGUGUUGUUCGGAUUUGCUUUACAACUUUAAAGAGUAAUGCAUCUUUUACUCGUACAACCACUUCAGGAUCUAAUUUGUUUCGUAACUUCGACCCAGGUUUAUGCUCAGUUGAAAGCUUAGUUAUGAAUUAUUCCGGUGAUGUGUUUAUGUUGCAACGUUCAUUUUUGGAUUUCACUCCGAAAAGCCAUUCUGGAACCCCUGAGGAAAUUAACCAACAGUUACUAUCAUUCGGAACACCUUUAUUAGUUGCUUCUGAAAUAGAAAUUCUAUGGUCUACAAGCUGUUUCACAACAAUCACUUCUCAGGCUGAUAAUGAUCGUUUAUCGUCAUUGAAUGUGAUUGAUGCAAAUGCUUAUACGAAAGACUCCUUGUGGCUUUAUUCCGGAGCAGCUGGACUUAGUGUUUGGCUUCCACUACCGCAAGUUCCUUCUUCGCUUGCAUUUAGUUUUAAUUAUGAAUCUGUGAGGUCAGAUACCAACCACAAAUUUAGUACGGAUCACGAUAGUUCAUCGGUCUUAAAUUAUGAUUACCGAAGAAUAAUGUUGUCAUUUGAGUUGGGUGGUGAUUUGUACCCUCUUAGUAUUUGCUUUCAGGAAGGCUUGCUAGUCGGUAUUCUUAAUGAGUUUCAUCGUUGCUGGAACAAGUCAUUGGUUCAUUGUAAGGAAAAUAUAUCUUCAGAUUUAUUCGCGCUAUUUCCUUAUGGAACUUUGUUAAUUAAGAUUCAGGUAGCACUACAUCAUAUUAUUCGACAGCUUCUUAAGAAAAAUUUGGGAAUACAUGCGUUUCAAAUGAGUUUAGCGUAUCAACAUUUACCGUACUUUCCUCGUAUUUUGGAACUGUUAUUACAUGAAGUCUUGGAGGUUGAAGCUGCCUCCAAAAUUCCAACGCCAGAUCCAUUACUACCGCAAGUUGUAGCAUUUAUUCAAGAAUUCUCCGAUUUUCUGGAGAUUUUGGCCCAUUGUUCUCGUAAAACCGAUGUCACUUGGUGGCCUCAUUUAUUCAUUACCAUCGGAAGGAAACCAAAAGAUCUAUUUGAACUGUGUUUGGAAAAUAAUAAACUGGAAACAGCUGCUUCUUUUUUAAUUCUUCUUCAAACAUCGGAACCUCUUUCUGUUAGUUGGGAGUGCGCAUUAACCUUGUUUCGAGCAUCGCUUCAAUCUAUGAAUUGGAAUCUCAUUCGUGAUCUGUUACGCUUUCUGUGUGCUAUUGAUCCAACUGAAUAUAGUUCAAGUGAUGAGCAUAGUAGAAAAAAAGACUUUAACAAAUCCCACAAUAUGUACUUCAACCCAUGUAAUCAUUUAAAAAAUUUAUCUAAUCUUGAUAAUGAUCAUAUGCAGUUAAAAGCCGGUCCUGAGAAAUCUAUCAACAAGGUCGUCUGGUAUGGUGGAAUGUCAAAGUAUCGACCUACAAGAGUUCCUAUCGAAUUACUGGACUUAGGAAAUGACCAAAUCAAAGAUUUGUGUAAUAGAAUCGAGAUAUCGUCUGACUCGUCAGUAACUCAUAUCCAAAAACCAUCUUCCACUCUUCGAAACCAGCUUGAACAGCUCUUGUUUAGGGUUGCUGUGGAUUAUUUUUCUCAAGGUUACCUUAAACGUGCAUCCCAAUUAGUUACAAAUAUUCCCGAAAUUUUUAAUGAUGGUUUUAGUACUGGUCACACAAACGUAUUGCAAAUGUGGUUAAAUAAAAAUAUUCAUAAUAUCCAACCCGAACCUAACUGGCCCCAGGUUUUCUUAAAUUUGUUAAAAGAAUUCAAUUUAGUUGUGGUUGAUUCUAACCUCAGUGGAGGAAUAUACAGUUGCUCGACUUCUCCUAAUGAACCUUUGUUAAAUUCGUCUAUUAUGGUACAAAGUGAUAAUACAUUUUCUGAAUCUUCACCUUUUAACUUUGAAUUCCGAUCGACUUUUGAUAAAGGGACUCUUUGUCAGUUACGAUACCUGUUGAACCAGUUAACCUUAGCUCGUUCAAAAGAAUGGAUCUGCCUUAUUAGUUUGCUUUGUCUAGAUAGAGAUGCUUUCUUACGGUCAUUUAGUAUGGCUUUCAACUGGACUAUGUUUUCAGAUUACUCUGAAAUCCAUCAGAAUGUCUCUGCAACCGACCUUUGUUUAAAAGAGCUGAUAACUGGUCUUUCAGAAAUAAAACAGUGGUCACAUGGCAAGAUUCCUGCGUACUAUUACUUUUUAGAGUCUUGUGAGCCUCACAUGAAGGUGAUUUUAGAAAAGGUGUAUCAAACUUCUGAUGAGAAAAAGAAGGUACCAAUGGCAUCAACAUUUUCCGGCAACACUUUGAUUGAAGAUGAUAUCGUAAAUGAAAUUCAGAAAAAGCAAAUGAUGGAAUUAAAGAGUUCGUCCGUAUCAUCUACAACAGAUACAUACCAAUAUUCAAAAGCGUGUCAAUUAAACUUGGGACAGGACUGUCUUAUCUCACUAAAAGUAGCGAAAGUAAGUCCUAGUCUUUUGGAUCUUACCUUGUCGUCUGCAAUGGAUGAAGCAGUAGUUCUUAAAAAUAACCCUGUUAACCGUUCAGUACUUUUGGAUUCACAUCACACAUCCCUUAACAAUUCUAGUUGUUCGACACCAAUUAUUCUUAGUAACGAAGCUGCCAUUACUAAACAUUGGACAUCUAGUUAUCCUGAUCGCUGGAAGUCUGUAGACGAUCCUGGCCCACUAGGGCGUCUUGUGGUUCUUAAUCUCAAUGAAACGGAUAGUAGUAACAAAAAUGAAUAUUUAUUUGAUGGAACAGCCGAAAAUUUUGCGGUUGGCUCUUUACACACUGAACAACGAACCUGUUCUGUCAUGUAGCUUUUUACGUACAACUUUCAAGAAAUCAGAAGUCAUGAAUAUGAGACAACUUUAAUGUUGAAGAAAAAAGAUGAAUGUAAAAAUGUAUUUUCUUUAUUCAUUAUAUCAAAAUUAUUUGUCUGAUAACACUGUGGUAUUUUGGCAAUCCAUUUAUCCUCAACAUUUAAGGAAAAUCUUAGUUUUCUUUUCAGUGCUUUAAAUGUGAAAGGGAUUUUUUGAAACAAGAUUCAGUUAAUCAUACAGAUUUUUAAUUUGCAAAUUAGUCUUGCUUAUUCACUUAUUAAAAAUAAUUACUUCCAUUCAAAAAUAGAUUGAAGUGUUUUUGGAUGAAGCAACUUCUGAAGUACAUUACAAAGUUGACAAGCCUACUUCAUAUAAUAAACUGUACGAAGAGAGUGCAGAAGUUAUAAGCUUUUUUAGAAAAGUAGUUUGACCAAAACUCUCGUUGGGGACAUUAGAUCCCCAGACUCACUUGGGAAAAGACCUAAUUUUGUAAUUUUAUUUAGAGAAUUUGAAUUUCUUCGUUUUCGCGCCGGAAGCGCUCUUGUCACCUUCAUGUCGUAUUCCCCGCUUGGAAAUAUCUUAAAUGCUAUUGGUCCGUUGCGUCUUUUAGUAUGCUAUUCGGUAACUCUUCCUAGGGACGGUUUUGUACUGUAUGUAUACGUUUUGAAUUGU